AGGCUGGCGUCACCUUUCACUUGGUUACCGUCUGGCGGAGGGCUUCCCUCGCCGGGGACGCUGCUGCCGACGGCCGCUGCCUUCGGGCAUGUCAGGGGCCGCACCUGCGGGCGACGGACGUGCAGGUAGGUCCUUUCUCAGGUGACAUCUAGGAGUCGACUGUUUAGAGUUUAAUGAAGUCGGUGACUCUGUGACAAUGUGGAGAAAUCAUGUCAGAAAACGCGGCUUGUUCGGGGGCUGUCCAUGCUGUCAAGGAAAUUUGGGAAAAAAGAAUAAAGGUGCUCAAUGAAGACCUGAAGCGAGAGAAGGAGUUACAACAGAGGCUCGUGCGGAUCUGGGAGGAACGAGUGACCUUGACCCGGCUGAAGGAGAGGGUCACCAGGGAGAAUGGGAGACUUAUUCUGAAGAUAGAGAAAGAGGAAUGGAAGGCCCUUCCCGCUUCUCUGCUGAAACUGAGCCAGCUCCAGGAGUGGCAGCUGCACAGAACAGGUUUGCUGAAAAUCCCUGAAUUCAUCGGACGAUUCCAGAACCUCAUUGUGCUGGAUUUAUCUCGCAACACGAUUUCGGAGAUACCCCGCGGAAUAGGACUGCUCACUAGACUUCAGGAGCUGAUUCUCAGUUACAACAAAAUCAAGACUGUCCCCAAGGAACUAAGUAACUGCGCCAGUUUGGAGAAACUAGAACUUGCUGUCAACAGAGACAUAAGCGAUCUUCCACCCGAGCUCGGCAGCCUGCCCAGGCUCGCCCACCUCGACCUGAGCAUGAACAGCUUCUCGGCCUUCCCGCCCGCUCUGCUGAGCCUGCCGGCCCUGGAGUGGCUGGACCUGGGCGGCAACCAGCUCCGACAGCUUCCCGAGGCGAUCGACAGAAUGCAAAAUCUCCACACAUUGUGGCUGCAACGGAAUGAAAUAACAUGCUUGCCGGAGACCAUCAGCAACAUGAAAAACCUGGGCACUCUGGUUCUCUGCAACAAUAAGUUGCAGGAUAUUCCGGCGUUCAUGGAGGAGAUGACCGGCCUGAGGUUUGUCAACUUCAGAGACAACCCUCUGAGGCUGGAGCUCACACUCCCUCCCAAAGAGGGUGCAGAGGAAGAGGAGGAGCAGGAACUGUUCGGCCUUCAGUUCAUGCACACCUACAUCCAGGAGUCGCGGAGAGGAACAGAUAACCCAGCCGACUGCUUGACAACUUCCCCGGACGCUGGAAGUCCUGAUGGAUAGCACACAUCAAGGUGCCCUGCCGAAGAUUACGCUGGGAGUGCGAUGAACUCUCUAAAGUCUGGACUUCUUAAGUAAAAAACAAAGCUAUUACCAAA
Pteronotus mesoamericanus is the source of this 1312-nucleotide messenger RNA. It is a transcript of the gene LRRC39, whose product is annotated as leucine rich repeat containing 39. Lineage: Eukaryota; Metazoa; Chordata; Mammalia; Chiroptera; Mormoopidae. The transcript has 9 exons. The record is from RefSeq and is a predicted model, not a curated record. Bases 210 to 1217 code for a protein of 335 amino acids. Gene Ontology annotation, molecular function: protein binding.